GGUGCCCUCCUGUUGUCAGGCGGAUGGUGGUCCGAUUUUGCACUUCCACUUCCACUCUAUUCCUGCCCGUCCAGGUGGUUCGCACUGGCGCUAGAUCUAAAUUGCGACUGUCGUACUCUAGGCAAGAUUCUUAUUUUUCUCACUCACGACCGUCCUCAACCAGGGAAGAAGAGCAUAACAGGAGGUCUGUGCCAAUAAAUUCACAAAAGGAGCAGGUAAAGAUUUAGAAGGCGAGCCCAGAAAUUUUUAGUUCAGGUUCGUGUACUCAUCUAAAUCACUAAAUCGAGACAUACAAGGACAACUAAUAGGAAAGUAGCUACUACACGUACUUGUUCAGUACCACUGCUAGGAAGACAUAGCUACAACAGUACUACACCACAACAAAAAACCAAAGAAUGUCUGAAGUUGGCAGCCCAAAGCAGACGUCGAAGAAGACGGCCAGCGACAAGCCUGAGGAUGUCCUGCGUAUCUCGACAACACGUGCGGUCCCUUUCUGGGUCAAGUCCGCAACCAACUUUCUUCAAGGUAGUCAUUGUCUAACCCUUUAGAGGCUGGGGGGUUUCGGUUGGGGUUUUGACAUUCGUUCACGGCUCCAAACUACAAAAUUGAGGACAGGGUUCUUUGUCCUCUCGUCCGCCUUCAUGGAUAUUGCAUUCUAUUUUCAGUUUCACGACUACAACAUUUUUAAUUUCGCAUAGGUAGUUGAUACGUAUUGAAGACACUGCAUUAAUCAAUCUCCCAAACAAAAAACUCCAUCAGGCGUCACCGGAAAGGAUGGCAUCGAGAAGAAGAUAUUUGACCAGAUGACCAUCUCUGCGCUUGGAACUGCUAUCCCGUCCGCCGUUGCCACAGUUGGACUUCUUUAUGAAAACUUUUGAGUUUGUUAGUACUAGAUUGAUCGAGUAGUCAUUCUCAUAGUACCGUACAGUUUGGUAGAGGUUUGAGCCUAGAACUUUUUCUGGGUAUGCUUCGAUAUUCUUGUACGUCAAAUCUUCCCUCUUUCAUUCCCCUGAGAAGAACGACGUUGGCAGCGUUGUGAAGAUUGAGACGCACUAUGCUCAGCUGAAUAGCGGAAAGCGAGCACAAGUGCAGAUUACGGUGAAGCGUAACCCGAAAUAUGUUGCGCCAGUAAAGGUCAGCAGCAUGGUCAUUCCCCCGUGCCCAGAACGGCUCACAACCGACAAACUCGAAAAAAAAAUGAAGAAGGUCAUCAAGGAAGGAGGUACUUUUGGGACUUUGGUUCGGAUUUGUAGCGAGACUCAUGCAUAGACGAAUUUUUAUCUCAAAAGUGGUUGUGGUGCGUGUGUAAUUGUCUUGACGGUUUAGGGUCUAGUGCGAAUCGUUUUACCAUGUCACCUCUCACAUUCUUAAGAACUACAGCUUCUUGCACCUCCUGACAAAAAUUUCCCUAGGUAAGCGUGGUGUGGAGAUAGAGGGAGCAGCCGAUAUGGGCGGUCUCAAGUACUUCUGCACGAAGAUGCUCGAGCCGGCAGGUGACUUGGACAUGCUGGUACAUUUUUUUUGAAAAUAUUUUGUUCCAAUUGAGUGCAUAAGUGUAUGUAAGGGAUUUCUGCAGUGCUCGGUUUUUUGGGUAAGGGGGGGAGGAACCACGCCUUUGUCGCUUCCAAUCAACUCGCGCUUUUUCGCUUCAGCACUCGUCUCCCCAACCACGCACAAGACCUCUAAUCCGAAACAAAUUCACUACCUUGAACUCUCUCUCUGACAUUUUGCGACAGGUCGAAAGCGUCAAAGCGAUGAACGCCAAGUCGGACCCGAGCGAGGAGGAGCGAAAGGGUGGCGCCGGUCACAUCGGCAAGGUCGUGAUGUCUAUGGCCGAUGACGAUAAUCUGUGCAUUGUGGCUUACGUUCCGGAAGACGAAUCCAAGGCCUGCAAUGCGAAGGAAUGGUAAUGCAUACUUUUCAGUUUUUAUGAUUAUUGUGUUUCGGACCGUAGCUGCAAUGCUUACCUUUGCCUCUCGUUUCACUUUUUAGCGCUAAUGAUAGGUUGUGGCGUUUGGAAAAGUACCUAUCUGCAUAGGACGUAGGAAACUAAUAUUUAUAAGUGUUGAACAUGAGCGCGGACCCUGGUAGUUGACUCUCUAGAAGUGGGGGUCAGUCGCCUCUGUGGGUUUUGCGUCAAACUCUGAGGCACAUGAAUAGAAGAAGAGAAACAUCUAUCGUUCCCUGUGAUAUGGAUCGAAAUUUCGAGCUACUUACCAGGUUUGUGUGGCUUCCUUCACCGUUCAGCUUCAACCAAACUUUCCCUUCUAUAACACACUACCAGGUUGGAAUAUGUCCUGAAGAUGUGCGGAGCCAAGGGCGUCGCCAUCCGUGAAGAUUCAUCAACAAACUAUGCCAUGGUUUGCGUUAAGAACGACGGCGAAAAGGGUGUCUUCUGCCUCAAGAUGCGUGAUUACGGUACCACUAUGUGUUGAUAGUAUCGUCGUUAUCUGCUUGCGGCAUCGUGGAAUAGCGCCUGUCAGUUAGUAAUUCAUUUCUACUUUACUCCAGCACGCUUUCCUGUGUCCGCACUGUGGAGGUAAGCUUAUUCUUAUCAAGGCCUUUCAAAACAAUACUGUGUGUUCUGCACGAGUGCUUUCUCGAUCAUACCCGUUCGAGAAGCAAUUCUGAAUAAAGAAACCUACCAAAAGAUUUUAUCGUAUAAGUACCUAGAAGGUGACCGACCUAUAGUACAGAAACACAUACCUAUGAUCAACAAAACAGUUAUCCAGCAUGCCAACGCUUUCUUGCGGGACAAGAACCUGUUGCCGGAGAACGUCGAUGAAAGCGAAGACGAGAUGGUUUUCGGUGAUGAUGACUUCCCGUAAACGGUUUUUAGUUUUACGGAAGAAUAGCGCAAGUAGUUGUUCAACAUCUUGAACACCAAUAUUGAUAGCUAAUGAUUGAUUUCAAAAUAGAUGAUGACCCGGCGUUCUCGGAUGUCGGUCGAUACUGUUGUACUUGGAGUGCAGAACUCGAACUCCGGCGGUUCUCACUGAAAAUCUAGUGUUAUCAUGUUGUUCUUCCAUUACUAUGUGAUAGAUGGGAGCGGAGUAAUCCGAUGUUGUCCAUGUAAGCGUACUUUUCAUAGUCACUCCACAUUCAUAACUUCAUCUUAAGUGGACCUAAUGUACUAGAAAGAGUAAACGACCCCCGGGUCGGUCCUUCGUAGUCAUUUUUCUAAGAUGUGGAUCGUCUGCGUUUCGUUUGGCGGGUGACGACGUGUUUUCUUACGCGGUCUUACGUGGAGGGAUUAACACUCUGUCUCGUUGACACCAGGCAGUCACGACGCAGAAAAAUAUCUACGAUGUGAAAAUGAUUGAGAAGCUAGAUGAAGAAUUGACCCCUUUGUUUUAAAUCUAAGUUGUUGUUCCUUCUAUGCAACAACUGCAUAUGAUCCUUAUGUUAGCACGAUCAUAACACUUGUUUAAUAUCCGAGAUACUCAUCAUCUAUCAAGCAAAUACUCUCUCCAACUUCUAUUACAUGAAAUUGAAGAUUAAGAUCGAUUGUCACGACCUGAAUGCUCGACUCAAUUAUAAAUGGAUGGAAUUCGGCGUUAAGUCAGUUGUGAAUUUUCAGUCUAUGAUUGUUCGCAACGUAACUUGAGGAUGUUGUAACAUAGAAGCACUAAGAGGAUCUACAUACUAACGUUCACGUUGUGACUGAAAAUACUGAUAUUAUCACUAGCUAUCAAUUAGACUUACUGAAAAUGAACGUUGGAGAUCGAUGAACAAUCGGUCGUUCAUUUCACGAUUGUUCGGAUAUACAGUAAAUUGUAAUUCUUCAUGAGCAUGAAGUUCGUUAGAAUUUCAUCAUGAGGGAAACGACUAUGUACUCUAAAAAAUGUGUCCUUUCGCUGGUCUCGUACGAAGUACAUAUGAGUAUGAACUUCUAUCAGCGCAGGUGACACCGCAAAAUUGAGACUUUUCGAACAUAACCUACACCUACUAUGAAUUAUACCCCCAAGCAAACACUACUCCCAAGUCAGUGCUUGUUGACGACGAUGUUAUCCGUACAAAGUUUUUCAAAUGAAUUCUCGAAAAGUGUAAAAUGAAGCGCGUAUCUAUAGCGUCUUGGUCUUCUCACUGCCGAUGUGCUUGUCAUGCAUCGCGGGUUUGUUCCAAAUGUUCCCGAUCACUGAGAUGGGAGCUGCCGCAAGAACAGCCGUGAGAGACGGAAAAUUCAAG
Molecule: messenger RNA, 4188 nt
Organism: Amoebophrya sp. A25
Lineage: Eukaryota; Dinophyceae; Syndiniales; Amoebophryaceae
Source: the annotation of a GenBank genome assembly